AUGGACCGGGCAAACAAGAGAGCCAGAGCCAAGAAAUUGGAGGUCAUGAUGGCAUUCCAGAGCAACCUUCCGGCCCAUAGCCAAUCUGCACUCGCCGCCAUUGUCCAACGGUGCAAGACACAUGAGAUUCCGGAAUGCUCAUCAUCGAAAGAGCAACGAAAUGCAAGACUUCAUUUGUUGCAGCAGUCCCAUGGUGGCGGCUUGGGGCCAUUGCUUCGGGAGGGUUCAUUGGCCAUGAUGGAUGGGAGCAGCCGGACGAUCUGGUUUACAUCCAUGUUGGUGUUGUUGUGCAACAUGUACCGUGAGUGUCCAUCAUUUACGGCAUUGCUCCAAAGGAGACAUGCCCAAAAACCAAGCACAGCAGAGAGGCCAUGGUCCCUUCAACUUUACACAGAUGAAGUGGUGCCUGGGAACGUCUUAGGACGUGCUGAUCGCAAGUUCUGGACCAUAUAUGGGACCAUCAUGGAAUUUGACAACCAUGCUCAGCGAGAGAACCAUGGAUUCCAUGAACAGCUUUGGUUCACAUUGUGCACAGUCCGGUCGAGCAUCAUCAUGCAAGCAGAUGGAGGCAUCGCCCAGGUCAUGGCAAUGAUUCUUGAAUCCAUCUUUUGCAAUGUCAUGAUCCACCUUCCUCAUGGAGGGUUGCUCCUCAAGCAUCCCAUGGGCCCACAAGAAGACAUUCGGUUGCACAUGACAUGGAACUCCAUGAUAUGCGAUGGGGCUGCUCAUAAGGCUGUGUGGAGCUCGAAAGGCGAUGCUGGUACAAAAUUUUGCAUGUUGUGUGCUAAUGCCAUAGGGCAUCGGCCAACAUUGGAACAACAGCAGGCCAUGCCAGAGCCAUUGCCAGAUGACGAGCUUUUCAUAGAUACCUCAUGCACCACAUACCGUCAACUCCGGUUGGUGUCUGACCAUGAAGUCUUGGCAUCUUAUGCAAGGCUGGCCGCAAAACAUGGCACAUGCACCAAGAAGGAGUUCACGAAAUGGGAGCAGGCAUGUGGCAUCACAUUCAGCAAGAAAGCAUUGUUGACGAACGAAGCAUUGCUGGAGCGAUCUUUGCUUCGACCAUGCACGACAUUUUGUCAUGACUACAUGCAUGGUGUGUUUCAAGGAACGGCGGUGGUGGUCCUGCAUCAUUUCUUGCAAGAUGUGAGUGAGCAUCUUGAUGUGUGGCAAUUUUUGCAUGGUUACAUUGAGCAUUUCAUUUUCCCAGGUGCAUGGAAGAUGACCCAUUUGAAGGUCUUGUUCGACGAGAAGCGAGCCAUCAAGGGCAAAAAUGCCCAGAAGUUUUCCUGCAUGGCCUCGGAGUGUGCGGCCAUAUACGGACCCAUCAGGCAGUUUGUCCAUUCGGUUCUGGAGCCUCGAAACAUAUGUCCGGAAGCAUGCAGAGCAUUUCUUGCCAUGGCCUCCUUCGUUGACCAAGUCCAUGAAGGGGUCCAACAUCAGGCCACGACACGUGCAUCCCUUCUUGAUGCGGCCGAGCAGGCCAUCAGCACCUUCAAGACAUGGGGCCCAUGCGGCCUCAUCCGGAAGUGGCACUGGACAUUGCAUUUGCCUGACACAUUACAUCGCUAUGGUUAUCUUCCUUCAUGCUUUGCAGCAGAACGGAAACAUAAAACCAUAAGCACACAUGCGACGAAACUGCAGAAGACGAUGCAGUUCGAGCUCCAUCUCAUGCAAGCCAUCGUGCCCGACGAGCUGCAGGCAUUGAAGGAGCCGAACCUCUUCCCCGCAGCCAUCCAUUUCAUGAAGGCCAAGAAGGCAAAGCCCAUGGAACUCAAAACCAUGGCUGACUUCCUCAGCCAGAAACCAACAGAGGCCCAUGUGGCAAGUGCUGCGAGGUUGCCCCAUGGCGCCCAGAUCCAUAGUCAGGACGUGGUCGUGUAUAGCAUGGACAGGCAGACAUGGGAAGUGGGCCAAGUGCUUUUCCAUGCAGACGUUUUCAACACCCAGGUUUCACUCGUCCAUGCUUGGGACAUGCUUGAAUCCCAUCCGAAGCACAGGGUGGCCGUCUACCAUCCCUCAGGCCGACACGGCUUCAUUCCGGUGCAGGCCAUAAUGUUCGCAGUGGUUUUCACGAAGCCAGAGCAUGGACCAGCCAAAGUGCUCAUGCCAUACUCCAUGUACUCCC
Molecule: messenger RNA, 2128 nt
Organism: Symbiodinium sp. CCMP2592
Lineage: Eukaryota; Dinophyceae; Suessiales; Symbiodiniaceae
Source: the annotation of a GenBank genome assembly